This is a messenger RNA of Cucurbita moschata (crookneck pumpkin), 2118 nucleotides long. RefSeq names its product putative phospholipid:diacylglycerol acyltransferase 2. Bases 16 to 2100 code for a protein of 694 amino acids. Gene Ontology annotation, biological process: lipid metabolic process. The record is from RefSeq and is a predicted model, not a curated record. Gene Ontology annotation, cellular component: cytoplasm. NCBI's taxonomy places the organism in Eukaryota, Viridiplantae, Streptophyta, Magnoliopsida, Cucurbitales, Cucurbitaceae. The transcript is spliced from 6 exons.
UUCACUCCUUAACCCAUGGCCUCUGUUCUUCGUCUCCGCAAAUUAUACUAUGUCAACCCUGUUAAGAAUUCUUCUAUGGGGAUCCAAACCAUUGAUGAUGCACAUAAAUCAGAGGAUAAACCUAAUGUUGUUGUUGCAUAUGUGAAGAAAAUGCUGCAAAAGAAGCAAGAUAAGGACAGGAAGAAGAAAAGGAACAAGAACAUCAAUAAGGGGCAAUCAAGAGAAUGGAAGUGCUUAGAUAACUGCUGUUGGAUUAUUGGAUAUAUGUGUACAUUUUGGUGGCUGAUGUUUUUCGUCUACCAUUAUUUGCCUCUUACAUUACCUGGCUUUCCAGCGAUUGACUCUCCGGGGGCUGUUUUAAAGCGAGAUGGCGUAUCAGGUCUUCACCCAGUCGUUUUAGUGCCCGGCAUUGUCACCGGCGGGCUGGAGCUCUGGGAUGGCAAGCCCUGCGCCAAGGGACUGUUUCGAAAGCGCCUGUGGGGUGGGAGUUUCACUGAAACAUUGAAAAGACCAUUAUGCUGGUUGGAGCACCUGUCUCUGGACAAUGAAACAGGGCUUGACCCACCAGGCAUUCGAAUCCGGCCAGUCGAAGGCCUUGUGGCCGCUGAUUAUUUCACCCAAGGCUACUUCGUUUGGGCUGUUCUCAUAGAAAAUCUGGCUAAAAUUGGUUAUGAUGGAAAGAACUUACAUAUGGCUGCAUAUGAUUGGAGGAUCGCCUUCCAAAACACAGAGGUUAGAGACAGGGCUCUGAGCAGAUUGAAGAGUAAAAUAGAGGUAAUGUAUGAAACAAAUGGGGGGAAUAGAGUGGUGGUGGUACCUCACUCAAUGGGGGUUCUGUACUUCCUCCACUUCAUGAAGUGGGUGGAAGCGCCGCCGCCGAUGGGAGGCGGUGGCGGCCUAGGGUGGUGUGCCAAGUAUAUUAAAGCAAUCAUGAACAUUGGCUCUACAUUUUUGGGAACUCCAAAGGCAGUCAGUAAAAUUCUUUCUGCUGAAGACAGACACAUUGCUUUGCUCAGAGCAAUGACCCCUGGUUUUCUUAAAUCUGAAAUUCUUGGAUUUCAAACCUUAGAACACAUGUUGCGGGUUUCCCGGACCUGGGAUUCAACCGCCUCCUUGUUACCGAAGGGUGGCGAGACCAUCUGGGGUGACUUAGAUUGGUCUCCUGAAGAUGUUCAGAAUUGUGAUUUGGAGAAAGCAGAUACACAUUCUUUUAGAAACGAAAAUGAUUCAAAUGACAGUGAGAUAAAGAAGGGCUUUCAAGAAAAGGAGGCAGUGCACUAUGGAAGAAUGAUCUCUUUUGGCAAAGAAGCAGCAACACGGCCUUCAUCAGAGCUGUCUACACUUUAUUCGGAGGAGCUUAUGGAUUCAGGUAGCUCCAAUGAUACAAGCUUCUCUUGUAGCGACGGAUGGACUGAAUAUGAUGAGAUGAGUAGGGAAAGUCUUCGGAAAGUCUCUGAGAAUAAAGCUUACACAGCAAAAACUGUUUUUGAUCUACUCCGAGUCGUGGCUCCAAAAAUGAUGCAGAGGAUGGAUAGUCACUUCUCUCAUGGGAUUGCUGAAGAUCUUGAUGAUCCAAAAUAUGGUCAUUACAAGUACUGGUCAAAUCCACUGGAGACAAAACUACCAGAUGCCCCAGACAUGGAGAUAUACUGCUUAUACGGAGUGGGAAUCCCCACAGAAAGAUCAUAUAUCUAUGACUCAUCUUAUGAUAAGUGCAAGAGCAUUCCAUUCAGGAUUGAUCUUUCAAUCGAUGGAGAAGGGAGUGGCUGUCUAAGAAGUGGGAUGUAUUUUGUCGAUGGCGACGACUGUGUACCAGUGGUGAGCUCUGGUUUCAUGUGUGCGAAAGGGUGGCGAAACAAAACACGAUUCAACCCAUCAGGCAGCCCAACAUACGUAAGAGAAUACAGGCACAAGGCUCCUGCUAGUCUGCUAGAAGGAAGAGGAAUUGAAAGUAGUGCUCACGUUGACAUAAUGGGCAAUGCUAAACUAAUUGAAGAUAUCUUGAGGGUUGCUGCUGGAGCCACUGGAGCAGAGAUUGGUGGUGAUAGGAUUUACUCAGAUAUAUUGACACUAUCAGAGAGAAUAAAUCUUAAGCUGUGAUUCAGUAUGAGAGCUCAG